AUGAUUGACCGAAGAACUAGGGCUUUUGAUGAAUCAGACAUCACCACAACAGCGCCUGCAUCUGUUGCAUCUUCUCCAUCAUCGUCUACCUUCCUAUCACCUUUCUAUCCUGAUAAUAACAUCAAUGCCACUUCUUCCUCACCAAAUUACUUCUCGUCUUCUUCUUCAAGAAAUACAAGGAAAAAGGUAACGUCCAUUGAAGAGGAACCAGAAGCCAUGGAUAGCCCAGGUCCAGAUCGAGGCCUUAAGGUAGAAGGCAGUGUUGUGCAUAUUAUGAAGGCAUUGGCAAGUCAUCCUGCAGUUGAUCAGAGUUUAAUUGAAGACAAGUCACUUCAACUACUCUUUGAGAUGGUUGCCAAUGGAUCUUUAAUUUUAUUUUCAAGAUAUAAGGAAUUUCUUGUACCCUUACACAAUAUUCAACUCCAUAUGCAUGCAAUGCAGAUACUUGGUCUUCUUAUGUAUAAUGACAAUAGAAGCACCACCAAGUACAUUAGGAGGCAUCAGUUGAUAAAAAUAUUGCUAAUUGUUGUGAAGGACUUCAAGCCGGAAACUGGAGACCCUGUAUAUGCACUGGGAAUUGUAAACUUGUUGCUUGAAUGCAUAGAAUUGUCAUAUAGACCUGCUACAUCGAGUAAACAUCGCAUUGUGAAACCAGGAUCACCACCCCAUGAGAGCAAUUAUUGUUGUCCACCAGAGACAAGAGCAGCAAGACGCCAAGACAUUUAG
Messenger RNA from Lactuca saligna, 726 nucleotides. Lineage: Eukaryota; Viridiplantae; Streptophyta; Magnoliopsida; Asterales; Asteraceae. The record is from the annotation of a GenBank genome assembly.